Molecule: messenger RNA, 2105 nt
Organism: Siniperca chuatsi (mandarin fish)
Lineage: Eukaryota; Metazoa; Chordata; Actinopteri; Centrarchiformes; Sinipercidae
Product: fetuin-B-like
Exons: 7
Coding region: 67-1593 (508 amino acids)
Biological process (GO): negative regulation of endopeptidase activity
Cellular component (GO): extracellular region
Molecular function (GO): cysteine-type endopeptidase inhibitor activity
Source: RefSeq, a predicted model, not a curated record
CUCUGGGCAUCUCUCCUACCAGCCUGUGUGUGUUUGAGAGAGACAGACUUAUCCCAGGCCUUUACCAUGAAGCACUGCGUGCUGUUGUCGCUGCUGUUGGUGUUGGGGUGUGUGCACGUCCACGGUGCACCGGUGGAGCAGGGUGGCUUGGAGCAGGGGUCAUGUGAAGAUGCAUCUGCGAAGGGUGCUGCAGAACUGGCUCUCACCAAGAUCAACCAGGACCGGCAGGAGGGCUACAUCUUCAGCCUGCACCGCCUGUCCAACGUCCACACGACGAAACAUGGAGAGAACGGCGUGGUUUUCUACCUGACUCUGGAUGUUGUUGAGACCAACUGCAGCGUUCUCAGCAGGAAGGACUGGAAGACCUGCGAGGCUCGUCCCACCCAUGACACACCGGUAUAUGGACAGUGCAAAGCUGCCAUCUACAUCAGUAAGGUGAACAGAGUGGUGCGUCUCUACAAAUACAACUGCGUUGUCAGACCAGUUCCUGCAGCUAAGGUGCACGAACUGUGUCCUGACUGUUCUUCUCUUAUCGCCAUGGACAACGCUGAGGUUCAGAAGGCUGUGUCUCUCUCACUGGAGAAGUUCAACAGAGAGAGCGGGUUGGCAAAUCGUUUCGCUCUGCUCAAAGUCAGCCGCGCCACUGCCGGGAUGGCCAUGUCGAUGUAUUACUAUGUACAGUACACCAUCCAGGAGACCACCUGUCCCAUGACCACAGAAGCAGUGACGGCUGAUAAGUGCCCCCUCAUGGAGUGCGAGUUCGCUCACAAGGGCUUCUGUAAGGCAUCCCUCUUCUACUCUCCCACUCGUGAUGCUGAGACCAGUGUAAACUGUGAGAUCUAUGAGCCUGAGGCUGCUGAUAGAGAGAAGAAACUGCACCUGCUGGGCGGAGAGACUGACCACAGCCACAAAGAUACACAGGCACACAACCACGACGGCACACCCACUGCCAACCAGACACACACACACGACCACGUGCACGACCACACCAAGAGUCACGCUCAUCACGACAAAACCCACAAGCACGCUGACAACAGCGGCCACCACCACACACACGACCAUGAUGCGGGCAGCAGCCACAGACACGCUCACGACCACUCCCAUGACCACGGGCAUGGCCACGAUCACGUGCACACUCAUCACGCCAAGGCACACAACCACAGCGGCGACUCGCCCAACCAACACCACGACUACAAGCAUGCCGAUGGCGAGCACACCCACGAGCACGACCACGAGCUCGCUCUGGACCACGACCACAAGCAUGCUCACCUGCACGAGCACGAGCACCACCACCAUCACCAUCAGCACGACCACGAGGUCGCAGCCCACGACCAACCAAAGGGCAUAGUGAGGAUACUGCCCGCCAUGGACCAGCCCACGACCCUGCCUUCCUUCCCUGAUGUCCCCGCUGGUGGCCCUGAGGUGGGAGUCACCCUGCCCCUCAAGCCCGACCCCCAGAUCCCCGGACAGAUGGAACCCACCAUCCAGGCCUUCCCCACCUCAGUCUCAGCCCAGUGCAGUCCCUCGGUGGCAGUAGCCACCCUGGUGGAGAGACUCUUCACUGAGGACCCCAUGUUCAAGCCAGCUGCAUAAGGUUGUCCUUGGAACUCACUUGGGAACUGAAUGGAUCUUGAAAAAACUCACAGACUGAAGUUUAGUGAAGACAGGAAAACACUUAACAGAUUUGCUCCAGACAUAUUGAUAGACAAUUUCACACACCACGACUGCUUCCCUGGGUCAUUCUCAGGCAAAAUGGUGGUUUAUUAAAAGCACAUAACUAUUCCUGUCUCUCUUCACUUCAACCACAUAAUAAAGGCCAAGUGCAUUAAAAAAAAAAACACACAACAUUAACAUCAACCAGUUUUUUCCAUUUUCUCUGUUGGUAGGAAAUUGGUCAUAAACAAUAAAAUAAUAAAACCACUAAACUGGUCAUUUCCAUUUUACAAUCCUCAGAGACAACAAAACUGUAAAAACUGACCGUAACAUGCUUACAUUCUUCUUCAUGAGUCAAUGUACAAUCAACCCGGCAAACAUGAAAGUUUUCUAUGUUUGUAUGUUAUCUGUGCUUGGCUGCACAAAAUAAUAAAUGAUACCACAAAUACUCA